Molecule: messenger RNA, 2103 nt
Organism: Photinus pyralis (common eastern firefly)
Lineage: Eukaryota; Metazoa; Arthropoda; Insecta; Coleoptera; Lampyridae
Product: sodium/bile acid cotransporter-like
Exons: 8
Coding region: 121-1599 (492 amino acids)
Cellular component (GO): membrane
Source: RefSeq, a predicted model, not a curated record
CGACUUCAGUCGCUGCGGUACGAUUUCUACUUUCAAAAAUUGAGCAAAUACCUUGCAUUAAACCAAUUUAAGUUACUUACCUACCAGAAGUACUUAUCACCACUUAUCUCUCAAGAUUAUAUGACUGAUAAAUGGGCAAAGUUGUACCUAAUGAUUUCUGAACAUCAAUCUAUAGUAUCUGUCAGUUGCCUUCAGAUGGCUUGCAUUGAAAUAAUAAAUUCUUUCCGUAACAAAAUGCUGUCACCCGUAGUGAUAUUUACCAUCUUGUUAAUAUGUAGCUGUAUGAUAAAUGCUCAAAAAUUCACAGUGAAGACUCAGAAUGAAGAAGAAACAAUUAUAAUGGAUACAAUAACCUACAGCAAUUUUACAGUCGAGGGUAACUUCUCACUAAACCCCUCGCCCUUGUACUUAUUUAUUCACAGUAAAGACAACAAACUAGCAGAGCCCCAGAAUGCUUUCAUUGUACUCAAAAAUGAAGCUACUACCAACGGUAUUUGGAAAUCCAAGGGAAGUUUUGGAGUAUCGGGCGUUUUUCUAGGAAAAACGACGGUUUUAUUAAACCUACAAAACAGCAACUCUGAAAUUCUGGCAAGUGGUGAGAUGGCAGUAAAGGUGGUUAGACCCAAGCGCGUCAUCGACACGGUUUUUACAUCGACAGUGGCCACCUUAGUUUCCAUAAUUUAUAUUAACUUCGGCUGCGCGUUGAACUGGAAGGAAGUGUACUCCUCCGUGAAAAAGCCGAUAGGUCCAGCUAUUGGAUUCGUUGGACAGUUUGUCUUUAUGCCACUGAUCAGCUUCGGUUUAGGGAGAUUAGUAUUUCCAAACGAUCCCCAAAUGCAGCUGGGAUUAUUUUUCACUGGCAUCUCCCCAGGUGGUGGUGCGUCCAAUGUUUGGGUCGCCAUUUUAAAUGGAAACAUUCAUCAAUCGAUUACUAUGACAACGAUUAACACGUUUUGUGCGUUUGGAAUGAUGCCUUUGUGGUUGUUUACUCUGGGAGCGAUUAUUUUUGAAGAAGCAAAACUGGAAGUGCCUUAUCGCCAAAUAUCGACAUACGCAGUAGCCUUAGUGGUGCCUUUACUUAUCGGAUAUCUUCUCCAGAGGUUUUGCAAGAGAGUGUCGAAUUUUUUUGUUAGAAUACUGAAAGCGUUCUCCGGUCUCCUUAUACUAUUCAUAGUUAUAUUUGCAAUAGUCUCCAAUUUAUAUUUGUUUAAAAUAUUUUCGUGGCAGAUUAUAGUUGGAGGUAUGGGAUUGCCAUGGUUAGGUUAUAUACUUGCGUAUGUACUUGCCAAAUUGUUUAAACAAUCCAAGGAACUUUGCCUUACGAUAGCUGUCGAAACUGGAGUGCAAAAUACUGGGAUAGCAAUAUUUUUGCUUCGGUUCGCCUUGCCGCAACCCGAAGCAGACAUAACUACAGUUGUUCCUGUGUAUGUUGCAAUGAUGACACCAGUGCCCCUAAUGUGUCUCGUCCUGUAUCAAAGAAUCACCGCAAGGUGCUGUGCAAGUGCUGAGAAAACUGCUUUACUCGAUAAGGACCAACCCGUAACAGAACAAGUUUCAAAUGACAACCUUUUUACUCUAUCUGACAAGGAUGCCGUAUAGUAAUGGCGUAUUUAGAUUGGAACGUAGUUUAAUAUUUAUAAAGUUGAUCUGUGAUGCGAUAGUAUAGAUGACAUUGCAAGAAUCCAAGAUAUCAAUUGAAGGAUUUUUGUACCUUUACUCAUGAGUAAUCUUUUGGAAGUUCCUAUGUUCAUUAUUUAUACAAUUAGAUUGGUACAUAUGUUUGCAGAGUCAAAACCAUGUUCUAACAAUAAAAAAUUAAAAACCCAAAACCGCACCAAAGCAAUGGCGCGCAUUAUAACAGCACCUCACCUUUUGCGUAUCGUGGAUAUGGUUCGGCCCCCAAUUUUUUAAACAUUUUGCUUCAUGUUUAGAACCCAUUAAAAAAGUAUUUACGACGGCAUGACUAGACUAGCUCAUUAAAACGGUGUAUUCAAUUUAAAAGAAAUAAAGCAGCGUUCUCAAAUUGCUUAGCGAAGACUUGCGCAGAACUUGAUCUUCUUCAAAAAUAUAAAAUGAAUUGCUCCUAUCACUACUAUUACAUUU